Strongylocentrotus purpuratus (purple sea urchin) is the source of this 1824-nucleotide messenger RNA. RefSeq lists its product as uncharacterized. The transcript has 3 exons. The record is from RefSeq and is a predicted model, not a curated record. Gene Ontology annotation, molecular function: monocarboxylic acid transmembrane transporter activity. NCBI's taxonomy places the organism in Eukaryota, Metazoa, Echinodermata, Echinoidea, Camarodonta, Strongylocentrotidae. Gene Ontology annotation, biological process: transmembrane transport; monocarboxylic acid transport. The coding region runs from base 68 to 1549 and encodes 493 amino acids.
UCUCGAUCACAAUGCAGGUCCUCUGGUGUCAUACGCCCUCAACAUUGUAGGAUGUCGUGUGGUGAUCAUGAUAGGUGGUGUUCUCCUAUCUUCAGGGAUAUUUCUCAUGGCGUUCGCACGACAUAUUGCCUUCAUUUGGGUUGGAUUCAGUUUGCUUGGAGGGAUUGGAGGGAGUGCUUUGUACACAGCAUCUACAGCUACCAUUCGACAGCACUACUCUGACCGCCACUACGCCCUAGCUAAUGGAGCUGCAAUAACUGGCAUCCCGAUGUCGGUGUUUGUGUUCUCCCCUGUAUUCCGGAUCCUUGCUUCUGCCUACGGAUGGAGAGGGGCUUUGUUAAUUGGCUCGGCCAUAUCGCUCAACACUGUCGUCAUUGGCGCACUGAUGAAACCCGAUGUCGUCAGAAAGCGAGGGCCCUUCGUCGGUGAUGAGGACAUCAAAGUAUGCAAAGUCAAUGACCGGGACGACGAUAAAGGUGAUGUUGGCAAAGGGACUAACAAGCUACUGCUUCGACCAUCCCCGUCUGACCAUCAAACUACUGCUACCGGUCUGGAGUCUCCAAAAUCAUAUGAUCAAGAAAGUUCUGCAGGUGUUGGCAAAGACUGCAAUGGAUCACUAAACAACCAAAGUUGUUAUCCACUAGUACCAGUGGGCAUUACAGUCCCAUGUGAUGAUCAAGAGCAACAUGGUGAUUCGGAUGAACAUAUCGACGAGAAUAAGGAGGAGAUUCAAAGUCUUGCGACUUUUAAUAUAGAUGGCGACAUCCAUUCUGGAGUCUCUAUCACGGAUGAAAAAGAACGUCUUCAAUCUACAUUUCUUGGAAUAGACCAUGUUUCUAACUGUAGUCCAUCUAGUGUGAAUGAUAUGCGAAAUGAUGACAAAUAUCAUAGCCUCGAGAGUGUAAGGGUUAUUAAAUCUACAUUUAGAAUAUCCAAUCUUUUCAAGUUUAGCGCCAAACCCUUAACGAGAACAACCAAAGUUUGUCAUGUGGCACUCCUUGUCGCCAUAUUUUUCCUGGCAGCUACCUACAUGGUUGGUUCCAUUUUCAUGGCCCCUGCUGGGACUCACGGAGGACUCUCUCCCAUGGAAGCAGCCACAAUUCUCUCCGUCUUCGGGGGUUCUCAGGCUGUUGGUCGUUUCUUCAGUGGCAUCCUUGUGACGAAGGGUUACGUGAAAUCCGCGCAUCUCUACAUAGUCGCGCAGAUAUUGAUGGUAUCAGCCUCUUUGGUCCUCGGACUUCUCAUGAGGGUUUACGUGGUCGCCAUCUUGGCAUCACUGGCGUUCGGAGUGUCUGCCGGGGCUAUCAUCUCACUCAACAUCGUAAUGCAGAGGGUGAUCGAUGACAGUGCGACGUCGAUCUCGUUAGGAUGGCUAGUAUUCGUCGAGGGUUUCGGUGGCCUCUUCGGCAAUGUUGCAUUAGGUUACUUGACUGGUAGCUUUGUGCUCAUGUUCGUUCUGGCUGCAGUCCUCACAUCACUGUCUGUUGCCCUCAGCGUUAUCAUCCUUAUACUCAAGAAGCGGGAAGCGGUGUCCAACAAAGCAAUUUAGAAUUUAACCCUAUCAUAUAAUACAACUAAACGCAUGUGCCAUUCAAAUUAUAACUUAUGUAAUGUUUUUGUGAAUUAAAACAAGUAUUGUGUUAUUGCCUAUAAUCGUCUUUAUCUGUAGCAAUCGUCACCCAUAUCAAACUAGAUUAUGCCUAUACUUCAAUUCUUCAUUAAUGAUUGUACGAAAGUAAUUCAGUCAUGAAGUGAUAGUGGUGGGUAUUUUAACUGACAGCUAAGAAAGCAAUACAAGCUUGUUAGUAAGCAACCAGAAGACCG